Molecule: messenger RNA, 1360 nt
Organism: Trichoderma asperellum CBS 433.97
Lineage: Eukaryota; Fungi; Ascomycota; Sordariomycetes; Hypocreales; Hypocreaceae
Source: RefSeq, a predicted model, not a curated record
GAAAAUUCGUAAACGUGAGUUAAGCGAGGUAAGCAGAGCAGAGUUUCGCAAUUCUUCGAUUAUUAACGCAAUUGAUACUUGCGAUUGAAGGUUUGUCAGAAUGAUGAUCGUUGAGAAGACUUGUACCACUUGGGUAAGUCUCCCGAGUUAAAUGCGUUGACAAUACUACCGUUGAGUAGCGACGAUAAAUACCCUCCAUCUUCUCCUCAAAAUCCAGAAUCCAGAAUUUUCACGCAGCAAGCACACAGAUCUCCUACAAAUCCGACAAUCAGGCAAUAACCAGUCGAAAAAUCUCGCAUCAAACCUAAAAACAAUGUCUUCCUUCAAGGGCUCCGUCAGCGUUACUUAUAUCGGUACUGCCACUGCGCUGCUUCAAAUCGACAAUGUCAGCUUCUUGACCGAUCCUUUCUUCUCUCCUUCUGGCUCAGAAUGGGUGCGCCCCGUGGUCGUGCUCAAGAACACUCAAGAUCCCGCAGUCAAACCCGAAGACCUUCCUCAUAUUGACGCCGUCCUCCUCAGUCACGAGGAUCACCCCGAUAACCUCGACGAGAUCGGUCGCAAGGUCCUCGAAGGCAAAAAGGUUUUCACAACCAAAGAUGGCGCUGUUCAGAUUGGAGACAAGGCCAUAUGCACAGGUCUUAACCCCGGUGACAAGGCUACCCUCGUCGCUGGCGGUAAGACUUUUGAGAUAAUUGCGACGCCAGCAGAACACGCUCCGCAGGGCGAGUGCAUCGGCUUCAUUGUCACUUCUUCCGACUUUGGUACAACCAAUGGUCUUCCCAACGCCAUCUACUUCUCUGGCGACACCAUCUACAACCAAGAUGUUGCCAACAGCCUCAAGAGCUACCAUAUCAGCCUCGCUCUGCUCAAUCUUGGCAAGGCGUCUAUUCAAGUAGGACAACCUGAGCCUCUUGAAAUUACUAUGGAUGGUAAACAGGCUGCACAGCUUAUCAAAGAUGCUGGCGUUGAGAAAAUUGUGCCCCUGCACUUUGAGGGAUGGGGCCACUUCACUGAGGGUAAGGAUCCGGCUUCGAAAGCCUUUGAUGAGGCAGGUGUUAGUGAGAAAGUCUUCUGGCUUCCUCGUGGUGAACGAAAAGUCAUCUUCUGAAGAGGAAUAGCAUGAUCAUUGCCGGGUGAUUUUGGAAAAGAUCAUAUCUGGCCUAUUUUGGGAUGUCAUUGGUUGCAGAGACGAAUGAUUUAGCGGAAAUAAAAAUUGAUUUGAUCUCUCACCCCAAAUCUCAUACACCGUCAUCGUCCACUAUAUACUGAGCAAUAUAGUCGUAACCCUUAUUUCUGAUGCCGUCAAUCAAUCCCUCGCACCAUGAUAUCAACUCGUAGUCGUAAAAAUGGUUGAAUCGGA